GCACCCCGUCCAUCGACAGGCCCUCACAAGCUGAGGGAGUGCCUUCCGCUCAUCAUCUUCUUGCGGAACAGGCUGAAGUAUGCUCUGACAGGAGAUGAGGUCAAGAAGAUCUGCAUGCAGAGGUUCAUCAAGAUAGAUGGCAAAGUCCGCACAGACAUCACCUACCCUGCGGGCUUCAUGGAUGUCAUCAGCAUUGAGAAGACAGGCGAGCAUUUCCGCUUGGUGUAUGAUACUAAGGGCCGAUUUGCUGUUCACCGCAUCACAGCUGAAGAGGCCAAGUACAAGCUGUGCAAGGUGAGGAAGAUCUUCGUGGGCACCAAAGGAAUCCCUCAUCUGGUCACCCAUGAUGCCCGCACCAUCCGCUAUCCGGACCCCCUCAUCAAGGUUAAUGAUACAGUCCAGAUUGACCUGGAGACAGGCAAGAUCACAGAUUUCAUCAAGUUUGACACAGGUAACCUGUGCAUGGUGACCGGCGGCGCCAACUUGGGUCGUAUUGGGGUGAUCACCAACCGGGAGAGACACCCUGGGUCAUUUGAUGUGGUUCACGUGAAGGACGCCAACGGCAAUAGCUUUGCCACCAGGCUCUCCAACAUCUUCGUUAUUGGCAAAGGCAACAAGCCGUGGAUCUCCCUGCCCCGUGGAAAGGGCAUCCGCCUGACCAUUGCUGAAGAGAGAGACAAGAGACUGGCAGCCAAGCAGAGCAGCGGGUGAACUCCAGCUCGGGCCAGCAGUGGUCCUUUCAGUACAUUAAUUAAACCGUUUAC
Molecule: messenger RNA, 764 nt
Organism: Pelecanus crispus (Dalmatian pelican)
Lineage: Eukaryota; Metazoa; Chordata; Aves; Pelecaniformes; Pelecanidae
Source: RefSeq, a predicted model, not a curated record